AUGACUUCGCUGGAGGAUAUCAUGGAGCGAUUUUGGAAGAGUGAAGAGUUGACAACCACGGACAACUACUCAGUGGAAGAACGGCGCUGUGAAUCCCUGUAUCAGUCUACCGUGUCACGAAAUUCUGAUCAUCGAUACAUAGUUCGGUAUCCCCGAAAGCCCGAUUUCGAUGUGAUGCUCGGAGACUCCCGAGACAACGCUCAUCGACGGUUCGAGUACCUAGAAAGACGCAUGGAACGGAACCCUCAAUUAAAAGAAGAAUUCCACCAGUUCAUCAAGGAGUACCUCUCCCUCGGCCACAUGCGGUUGGUCGAAGCGGACGACGAAAAUGCUCCCGCUUACUACCUCUCUCACCACCCCGUAAUUAAGGAAGCAAGUACAACGACCAAGGUUCGGGUCGUGUUUGACGCCUCAGCGAAAACUUUUACCGGUUUCUCCCUCAAUAAAGCUCUUUGCGUGGGUCCCGUGGUGCAGGACGAUCUUCUGGACAUCAUUCUGCGGUUUCGUACUUUUCUGAUCGCUCUAGUCGCUGACAUUGUCAAGAUGUAUCGACAGAUACUUGUCCAUCCAGACGACACAUUGUUCCAGCGUAUCCUGUGGCGGUUCUCCAAGUUAUCUCCAGUCCAAGUUUACGAAUUACUGACCGUUACGUAUGGUUUGGGCCCGUCAUCCUACUUAGCGACACGUACUCUCCAGCAACUAGCAGAAGAUGAAGGCGCUGCAUACCCGAACGGUGGCCCAGCGUUGAAGAAGAAUUUUUACGUUGACGACUUCAUCGGUGGUGCCCAAUCUGUCGAAGAAACGAUCCGUCUACGUACAGAGCUCGACGAACUGCUGAAAAAAGGUGGAUUUGAACUGCGGAAAUGGACUUCAAAUCGGCUUGAGGUGCUUCAAGGUCUCAACGACGAACAGUUUGGAACGCAAUCCGCACUCCACUUCAACCCCGAUGAAUCCAUCAUGGUGCUGGGAAUUAUCUGGGAACCUGAAGCUGAUCUUCUCCGUUUUGAUUCCCAGAUUCGAAUCAGUGAUGAGCCUCCAACGAAGCGGUCCAUCCUUUCCGAUACCGCCAAACUUUUCGACCCUCUUGGACUCAUCGCACCGGUAGUCGUUCGAGCGAGGAUCAUCAUCCAGGAACUAUGGCUGCUCUCCUGCGAUUAA
This is a messenger RNA of Ochlerotatus camptorhynchus, 1158 nucleotides long. RefSeq lists its product as uncharacterized. Bases 1 to 1158 code for a protein of 385 amino acids. The transcript has a single exon. The record is from RefSeq and is a predicted model, not a curated record. NCBI's taxonomy places the organism in Eukaryota, Metazoa, Arthropoda, Insecta, Diptera, Culicidae.